This is a messenger RNA of Dreissena polymorpha, 1157 nucleotides long. Its product is annotated as RING finger protein 150-like. Gene Ontology annotation, biological process: ubiquitin-dependent protein catabolic process. The record is from RefSeq and is a predicted model, not a curated record. NCBI's taxonomy places the organism in Eukaryota, Metazoa, Mollusca, Bivalvia, Myida, Dreissenidae. Bases 296 to 760 code for a protein of 154 amino acids. The transcript has 7 exons. Gene Ontology annotation, molecular function: ubiquitin protein ligase activity.
AAUUUACAUAUUGAAACAAACCAAUACAUAUUCCAAGGUAUUUCUAACUAUGUAGGUAAUUUGCAUUGAAUUAUAGCAGGAAAUGCGACGGCUUUGAACAAUUAUGCAACUUCAUCCAACGUAAUGGGUUCCAUGGAAACAACUAUCGCACAGAGACGAAGGAUAUUCGAGGCAUUGCAGAUGGAACAAGAAGAGCGAGAUCGAGCUUUUGCGCUGACCUUGCAAGAAGAGGAUCGGUUGUCUGGAAACGCGGGUCGUUGCGGAAAACUAUUCAACAGGUUAUUUCCAUAGAAAUAUGGGAAAAAAUGCGACGACCCAGAGCAAUGAGGCUUCUUCAUCAAACGUAGUGGUUUCCAUGUCAAUAAAUAUCGCACAGAGACGUGGGAUGUUCGAGGCGCAGCAAAUAAAUCAACCGGCAUGGCAGCAUAGAGAUGAAAUGUCAGUGACCGGUCAACAGAACAGGCGAUCCUUGUCGGACGCGUUUAUUCAAGCGAGAAGGAUUGUUGAAAAGGCUAUGCAAGCAAACCCUCUGAUGAUGCAUGUAGGAACUGUCGCCAGAGGUAAGCAGAUCCGGACUCGAUCUUCGGCAAACGUUGACAAUUGCAGCAUCUGUAUUGAGAGUAUGGAUACAUGCAAUGAAUCAAAUUCUAUUAAAUGUCUACCGUGUUUUCAUAAGUUCCAUACAGGAUGCAUCGACACAUGGCUGAACGUUCAGGAAAACCGAAGUUGUCCAGUAUGCCGUCUACGUAUAGAGAACUAGCCCGUGGUCGCAAUUUCUCCGGAUACACAAUACCAAACAAAUAUACAUUUGUUCAGCAGGGUUGUAAAUAAUAAUAAUGCGUUAUACAAACAUACCUUUCAGUUGUGUAUACAAGUAUUGACCUAAUUUUCCCAAAUUACGUUCGUAAAGACCGUAGGUGCUCACACACUUGAAAAAUGAAUUGUGUUAACUAACUUAAUGUUGCAGUUUUACUAAAUCAUAUGUAAUAAGAUAUUAUUUCCUAGUGUGCAAUACAUGUACGCAUCGUGUUAUAUAAAUAAAUUCGUUCGUAAAUGUGCUACCUGAAUCAUGCAUCAUUAUUUGAUUUUUAUCCCAUACUUGCUACAAUACAAUAGUGUUGGCGUGUAAAUUAAAUUGCUCUCUGUUACUUGUACAA